Messenger RNA from Salmo salar (Atlantic salmon), 1675 nucleotides. RefSeq names its product gap junction alpha-3 protein. Gene Ontology annotation, cellular component: connexin complex. Gene Ontology annotation, molecular function: gap junction channel activity. The record is from RefSeq and is a predicted model, not a curated record. NCBI's taxonomy places the organism in Eukaryota, Metazoa, Chordata, Actinopteri, Salmoniformes, Salmonidae. Gene Ontology annotation, biological process: cell-cell signaling.
CGUAAAGAAACACCACUUUAGCAGUGGGCUUUAUAAUUCUCUACAGGGAGUGAGUGCUCUCAUCCUAGCUAACUGACAGUGAAAAAGGGUUCUUACAGAGGUCCUAUUGGUGGUUACUUUUACAGGACACAUUUAUGGGGCGUAAGUAAGCAGAUUCAACAAGAGCUAAAAACUUGUCGAAACCAUUUGUAGACAAGAUAGCUUAACAUUAGAAGUCUAGUGUCAUCACUAUCCAAGGACAUGGUCUUGCCGGGAACAGGAUUACCACGGUAUAGACUGUGAUGGAUAGCGACCUAAGCGGAGACGCCACCACUGGAUCUGCAAUUUCACUGGAGAUGAGCAUCAUGGGAAGGUUCCUGUUUUGGAUCUCUCUGUAGGACUGAGCCUAUGAGUGAGCCACUAUGGGGGACUGGAACUUGUUGGGCAAGCUGUUGGAGAGUGCCCAGGAACACUCCACUGUAGUGGGCAAGGUCUGGCUGACCGUGCUCUUCAUCUUCAGGAUCCUGGUGUUGGGAGCUGCAGCUGAGAAGGUGUGGGGUGACGAGCAGUCUGGCUUCACCUGCGACACCAAGCAGCCUGGUUGUCAGAAUGUCUGCUAUGACAAGACUUUCCCCAUCUCUCACAUCCGCUUCUGGGUGCUGCAGAUCAUCUUCGUGUCCACGCCCACUCUGAUCUACCUGGGCCACAUCCUGCACCUGGUGCGCAUGGAGGAGAAACAGAAGCAGAAGGAGAAAGACUUGGCUGCGCAGCUGGCCAUCCACAAUGACAAGCAGCAGCUGCUGCCCGACACUAAGCCCAAAAAGCCCCCAGUCCGGGACGAUCAGGGCCGCAUCCGCCUGCGUGGGGUCCUGCUGCGCACCUAUGUCUUCAACAUCAUCUUCAAGACCCUGUUUGAGGUGGGAUUUAUCGUAGCUCAGUACCUGCUGUAUGGGUUUGAGCUGAAGCCACUGUACACCUGUAACCGCUCACCCUGCCCCAACGUGGUGAACUGCUACAUCUCCAGGCCCACAGAAAAGACAAUCUUCAUCCUCUUCAUGCUGGCAGUGGCGUUCAUCUCGCUGCUACUGAAUCUAGUCGAGAUGUAUCACCUGGGGUUCACCAAGUGCCGCCAGGGCCUCCGGUAUAGACGUGCCCAGUCCACAUUUGAGGCAGGGUACAAGGCCCCCAGCGAGGCAGUAGUGCCCUUUGUCCCGAACUAUAACUACUUCCCCAGGCACCACCCAGCCCCUGAGCCCUACCAUGCAGACGAGUACAUCUUGACUGAGCCUGACACUGCCUACCACCCCUACAGCAGCAAAGUGGCUUACAAGCAGAACAGAGACAACCUGGCCGUAGAGAGGAACAGUAAACCAGAAGGGGGUGACACCACAGAAAAUAAAGGUUCCAGUUCUGCUCCGGGGUCGCCUGCAGAGAACCAACGACGACCAAGUCGAUCCAGCAAGCACAGCAAUAAUAAGACCAGACUAGACGAUCUAAAGAUCUGAGGGACAGUUAUGGCUUAUUUCCACCACAGGGUUUUAUACAGUGGCUUGGCCUACAGAUCUAAACUUUUGUGUUUCCACCUGAGGUGGCAGAAAAAAAGUAUUGGGCCUUGGACCUAAUCUGACUUGGUGCCAGAAUUGGAACCCGAGUGGCUGUCGGAGAUGCAUUAAAGCUGGAAUUCUUAAUGGUGAAA